GAAUGCUUCGUCCCUUUGCUUAUCCUGCGUCUUUUAGUCACUGCAUUUUUUUCUUUCGGUAUAACGAGAAAGUUAAAUGUAAUCACAAGGGAAUAUUCGAAUUGGGAAAUGACUUGUGGAAUAUUUUAUCGUAGUAACAAAAGACUUAGCAGCUCCCUACAGUUGCUGGAUAGCCAGCCGUGUAGAUCAUUUCCUUGAAAUUUCCUUUCAGUUUGAAGUUGGUUUCUACUGAGUCUGUUGCUGCCACUAGCUUACAUAUAGUAUAAUUAAUACGGGAAAUCAGAAUAAUAAUGAUUAUUAUAGACCAUGUUUCCAGCCAGUAUUGAACGUGAGCGUCUGACGUCAUUGUAACGCACUGACCUUGUUCCUUGUUAGAAAACUGGCUGGCUGCAGUGAGCGAAGUUCAUUUUACUGCACAAAUUGUUUAGAUCGGAUAAAAACAGCAUGUCCCGUGCAGCGGAUAGACUGAAGAUGGUUCUUAAUCAUCUGGACCGAUCUACAGUUCACGUCACUGCGUCCUCCACGUCUACACAAGUAUCGUCAUACUAUCAUAAUCCCACUCUAAGGUACACUUUGGACAGUGAUGCUCUGUCCCCUGAGCAGAGGCUCUCAUACGAGGAGAAUGGCUUCGUCCUCAUCAAGAACCUGGUGUCCGAGGAGGACAUCGACAAAUUCAGGAUGGCGUUUGAGCGGAUCUGUAAGGGGGAGGUUAGGGUCCCAGGUCUGCUGGUGAUGAGGGACGUGGCCAUCGCUAAGUCUGAGUUCGUCCCGGACCAGAAGGCUGUUUCCAAACUGCAGGAUUUUCAGGAGGACCCCGAGCUCUUCCGGUACUGCAGCCUGCCACAGAUCCUGAAGUAUGUGGAGGCCUUCACUGGACCCAACAUCAUGGCCAUGCACACCAUGCUGAUCAACAAACCACCUGAUGCAGGUAAGAAGACCUCCCGCCACCCGAUGCACCAGGACCUGCAUUACUUCCCCUUCCGGCCGGUGGACAGGAUUGUGUGCUCGUGGACGGCCAUGGAGAGGGUGGAUCGGAGGAACGGGUGCCUGGUGGUCCUGCCUGGGACCCACAGAGGUGCUCUGAAGGAGCACGACUACCCCGAGUGGGAGGGCGGGGUCAACAAGAUGUACCACGGUAUCCGUGACUACAGCGCAGACCAUCCCAGAGUGCACCUGGAGAUGGAGAAGGGCGACACGGUGCUCUUCCACCCUCUGCUGAUCCACGGUUCCGGAAUGAACCAAACGCAGGGGUUCCGCAAGGCCAUUUCCUGUCACUAUGCGAGCGCCGACUGCUACUACAUCGACGUCAAGGGAACGACGCAAGAGAACAUCGAGAACGAAGUUAAAGAAAUCGCGAGCCAUAAGUAUGGCCUGGACGGCUCGAUCAGGUUUCAGGACACGUGGGCUUUCCGGGGCCGUCUGGUGCAAGGAGAGAGGACCUCACUGUGAUGGUGCCACACCACUGCGCGCACACACACACCUCGGCAGUCGGGAUGAGGUUGGAAAGAGUAGCGGGGUAGUAGAGUGUAGAAGAGGAGGAGGGUGGAGAAGAGAGUAGAAGAGAAGUAAAGAAGGAGAGUGUAAAAGAGGAGAGUGUAGAAGAGGGGUGUAUAGAAGGGUAGUGUGUAGCUGAGCAGCUUUCCGCUCUAAAAUGUCUGUGUAGUAGAGGACUCUAAACUCUACUGUUAUGAGUGAAUGUGUGUGUAAGGCCUUUGCUUUGCUUGGGCUGGGUUAUGACUGUCUCUAACACCAUGCUGCCUUAAACUGCUGCUCCUGAUUAUUUUUUAAUUAAGUAGCGUUUUUUUGUUCAUUUUUCAGUAAUGCAUUGUGGUUUUUGAAAAUUGUUGCUUUAAUACGUUAAUUUAAUUUCCUGAAUAAGCGUUACAUUACAGGCAUUUGGCAGACGCUCUUAUCCAGAGAGACGUACAACAAAGUGUAACCAUAACCAGGAACAAGUGUGUCGAAAACCCUAGAGAGAAGUACCAGUCCAAGUGCAGGGAACAACCGCAUAGUUCAACUUGGACCCUGAAGGUUAAACUGAUUAACACUAACACAAACGAGAACAGCAACAACGCAGUCUAUGGAAAAAAUACAAGCAGUAGUUAAGACAGGUGCAUUAACCAAGUCACCUACGAACCAGCUACCUGGUUACAACCCUAAGCUUACGGUCAUUUAAGAGAUUACAGGGAGGGAUGGGGAGAGGUGCAGCCUGAAGAGGUGAGUCUUCAGUUAGUUGCGUUAGAGACAUAAAGCUAAUUCAGUAUAUGCUGCAGCCAAUUAUAAACUGGAAAAAUAUGAAUCCGUAUUCCCCAUCGAGAUGCCGGUUUGUUCUGGCUGUCAAACCAAUAGGCAUCAGGAGAAAGAACAAGCGCUCAGGAGCGCAAAAAGACUCAUUUAUUAUUAUUUUGUAAAAUCAGCUUGGGUACAUCACAAAAAAUCUCAGGAUGCAGGAAUGUAUUAAUAUUUAAUAUUAAUUUAAUUGCAGUGAGUAUUAGCUUGCCACUAAUAAAAUGAGCAGAUUGUCUGACAUAUUAUUAGUAUUAAAAAAAGAAUUAUUUGAGUUCUGAAUUAUCUCUGUGUUCAAGUUGUAUUAAUAGCUUUACCCAAUAUUUACAAAUGUUUAAAUAAUUUUGUAAAUAUUUACAAAAUAUUUACCCAAUAUUUUAUGGUGAUACGAGCACAAAAUUCACUAUGGUAAAUAACUGACCAUUGUUUAAUCGUAUUAGGAAAAACAAACAAAAUUGUCAUUUAUAAAUUGUAUUGUAACCAUCUGCAAUCGCCUGUUUUUCAAUUCACAAGGUUUUGUGUGUGAAUAGCACUUAUUCACGGUUGAAGACAAUAAAAAUACUACUAUCACCUGUUUAUUUUCCUGUUGUUUAAGUGGUACUGUAAACCGAUUGCAUUGUACACACCGUAGCAAAUCACCUUGAUCUGGCAUGGUGCAUUUCUGGAUUUGCUGAUAUCUUGACUACUGUUCUUUCCCUUUUGAGAAAAUGAAAUUUAAUUAAUCAAGAAUUAUUUUUCUCCU
This is a messenger RNA of Anguilla anguilla (European eel), 3028 nucleotides long. It is a transcript of the gene phyh, whose product is annotated as phytanoyl-CoA 2-hydroxylase. The coding region runs from base 445 to 1449 and encodes 334 amino acids. Lineage: Eukaryota; Metazoa; Chordata; Actinopteri; Anguilliformes; Anguillidae. The record is from RefSeq and is a predicted model, not a curated record. Gene Ontology annotation, biological process: fatty acid alpha-oxidation. Gene Ontology annotation, molecular function: phytanoyl-CoA dioxygenase activity. The transcript has 9 exons.